Seminavis robusta is the source of this 378-nucleotide messenger RNA. The record is from the annotation of a GenBank genome assembly. Lineage: Eukaryota; Bacillariophyta; Bacillariophyceae; Naviculales; Naviculaceae.
AUGGAGGGAGUCACGCAAUACAUUCCCAAAGAGUCAACGGCAGAUACACUCCAAAAGAUCAAGACUCUGGUAGCAUCCGGUUCGACACUGCUGAUUACCUACGUGGAUCAAAAUGUCUUUGACGAUCCCUCCAGAGUGGCCGACAAUACCAAAGCUUGUUCAAUGAUUUUGAAACAGUCGGCCCGUGUGGGCGAACCCUGGAUCACGGGAUGGACACAAGAAGGAUUUGCUGACUUUUUAAAAGAGUGUGGCUACCAAGUCGUCUCGGAUACCACGUGCAAGGACUACAAUGACAAAUAUCUGGCUCCUUUGGGACGGAAACUGGACGAAAAGGAUAUCAUUAAUCUGGAACGUCUUGUAGUGGCCAAGCUGCUGUAG